AUCCAGCUGCAACUCUUCUGGUGGUCAGUAUGGUGAAACCAACCGCACCUACAGGCCUAAUGGUGGCAAGGCAAGCACACGAUGCUCACGCGCUUCUUGUCUCGCCUUCCGACAUACACAACCUCCAUCCAUCCGAUUGUCUCCAACUCGGUGCAGGCCCUCGCCCUCGGCACCUAAUAUCUGGCGCGCACACGGCAUCACUACUUAAAGUUCACCCUGUCCGCUCAUCUUUGAGUCCGGACAUUCCAUCAACUUCCCUUGUUACUUCACCCACCCCCGCAUUUACCGAUCAGAGACAUCGCCAAUCAUGGGUCGCCUCCAGAGAAUCGGUAUCCAUCUCAAGGAGAUCUUCACUACCGGCCAGGGUUACUACAUCAACGAGCAUGGAGAAACCGUCUACGGAAAGUUGCCUCGUGUCAAGGUGGAGAAUCCGCUCACGACCAUCCGCCGGCCUACCUUGAUGAACUAUGUUUAUUUCAUGGUUGGAUGGAUGGCCUGGACUAUGGAUGGAUACGAUUUCCACUCCGUAUCGCUCUCCAUAUCGAAAUUAGCGACAUACUACGAACAUGAGCGGGAGAGCAUCAGUAUUUCCAUCACCUUGACGCUUCUCUUCCGUUCCGUCGGUGCAGUCAUCUUUGGUCUUGCGGGAGAUUUGUACGGCAGAAAAUGGCCGAUGAUCGUCAAUCUGCUCAUUAUCGCCGUUCUGCAACUGGCGACCGCGUACUGCGAGACUUUCGAGACGUUCCUUGGUGUGCGGGCGCUUUUCGGUAUCGGAAUGGGCGGAAUCUGGGGACUGUCCGCAUCCAUGGCACUUGAGAACAUGCCUAUGGAAGCCCGUGGUCUGUUCUCGGGAAUCCUGCAGCAAGGAUACGCCCUCGGCUACCUCAUCGCGGCCGGUUUCAACAUGAGCAUCGUUCCCGCGUCGAAACACAGCUUCAAGAUGCUUUACUGGCUCGGAGCAGGACUCACCGCCGCCGUGGCCGUCGCGCGUCUCUUCUUUGCCGAGUCUCAGCAGUUCAUCGAUGCUAAGAAGAACAGCGAGGUCACCGGGAAAGUAAAGAUCCGCUUGUUCAUGACCGACGCGAAGAAAAUCCUCAGGGAGUACUGGAAGCGGAUGGUCUACGCCAUCAUCUUGAUGGCGCUGUUCAACUACAUGUCGCACACAAGUCAGGACAUGUACCCUACCUACAUGCAACAGACCAAAGGCUUCUCGAGCCAAAUGUCCUCCAAAGCCACCAUGAUUGCCAAGACCGGCGCCGUCGUGGGCGGCACCUUCUGCGGGUAUUACAGUCAAUUCUUCGGUCGCCGCGCCACCAUCAUCGUCGCGUGCGCCUUCGGUGCCGCUCUGAUCCCGCUCUGGGUCCUUCCGACCUCCUGGGGCACUCUCACCGCCGGCGCGUUCCUGAUCCAAUUCAUGGUGCAGGGAGCCUGGGGCGUCGUGCCAAUCCACCUGAACGAGCUGUCGCCACCGCAAUUCCGCUCGUCAUUCCCGGGUAUCUGCUACCAGCUCGGCAACAUGAUUUCCGCGCCGGCGGCGCAACUUACCUCCGCCAUCUCCGAGAGCCUGGUCAUCGUUGUCGACGGCGAGCACAGGCCCAACUACGGCAUCACCCAGGCCGCUAUGAUGAGCGUCAUUUUUGUCCUCCUGCUCAUCUGGACUGCCUGCGGAAAUGAGCAGAGGGGAUCGCACUUUGAGCUGGCCAAGGCCGCCGGAGACGCUGGGACUGACGAGAAGACGAAACAGCUCGAGGCGGGUGAGGCGGAGCUCGAGAUGGUCGAGCGCGUUACUACCGCCCAGGCCUUGGGGGACGAAAAAGCAACAGUUGGGGGGAAAUAGUGGCCUGCGGGCCGGGCGAUGUACUUUUUGGUUGGAGGAAAACGGAGGUGGUGGAUUGAGGAAUUGAAACGAAUUGAAUCUUUGCGCUCGGAUCAGAUCUCGAGAUGUUGCCUUUGUAAAGUGCCGUG
This is a messenger RNA of Tricharina praecox, 1965 nucleotides long. Its product is annotated as major facilitator superfamily domain-containing protein. Gene Ontology annotation, cellular component: plasma membrane. The transcript has 7 exons. Gene Ontology annotation, molecular function: carboxylic acid transmembrane transporter activity. Lineage: Eukaryota; Fungi; Ascomycota; Pezizomycetes; Pezizales; Pyronemataceae. Gene Ontology annotation, biological process: transmembrane transport; carboxylic acid transport. The record is from RefSeq and is a predicted model, not a curated record. The coding region runs from base 308 to 1837 and encodes 509 amino acids.